Molecule: messenger RNA, 4211 nt
Organism: Ornithorhynchus anatinus (platypus)
Lineage: Eukaryota; Metazoa; Chordata; Mammalia; Monotremata; Ornithorhynchidae
Gene: FGFRL1
Product: fibroblast growth factor receptor like 1
Exons: 8
Coding region: 697-2274 (525 amino acids)
Cellular component (GO): plasma membrane
Molecular function (GO): fibroblast growth factor receptor activity; fibroblast growth factor binding
Source: RefSeq, a predicted model, not a curated record
CCCCGGGGAAGAGCGCAGCUGGCCGGAGACCCCCGGGAUCUGUCAGAGCGCCGGGGGCAGGGCGGGGGUCCCCACAGCCUGGGCGAGGGGCCACAGGGAGGCUAAACUCUCUAAGGAGGAGGAAGAGGAGGAGGGGGAAGAGAUUGCCCCAACUGGUCCUUCUUCUCUCCCUCUUCCCCCGCCUUCCCACCUCUCCCCCCCAGCCAGGACUGGCCUGGAGACCCCCUGAGGGCUUUGGAUCUUUUCCCGGGGACCCUGGUGGAUUUGACCCCCGGACCCCCGACUCCCUUGGAGAGAGGCUGCGGAGGGGCGACCCCCCCCCAAAAAAAAAAGAAUUGAACCUCGGACUUGGGCAGAGCCAGAAGAAGAGGAGGCGCUCCUUGGCCUCCUCCACUUUGGCCCCGACCCCCGUCUUCCACCCGUGCCGGGCCCGGGGAGAAGUGGGGGGCUGUCAAGGAGCCGGGAAGGGGAGAGGGAUUGACUGUCCUUCCUCUUGGCCGAAGAAAUGGAGCCGAAAUGAAGCGAAGGAGACACACGAGGAUAGGCUGACUCUGCUGGGAUUUACAAUCGAGGAGGGAAAGGAGGAGGGGGCGAAGCCAAUCAUGGAGAAAUAAUCGAAGCUCGGUGUUGGACAGGAGACUCAGAGGAGGUCUGAAGCAGCAGAGGUCGGUACAUGUGGUGGAUUGAGUUCUGAAAAUGGAACUCUCGUUUGCCCUCUUCUUUCUAGGGAUCGUUGCAUUUUCUGACUCAGCCAGAGGCCCCCCAAGAAUCUCAGAUAAGGUGAUCCACCGGCAGUCGGUGAGGCUGGGGAGAACCAUUAAGCUGCUGUGCCCCGUGGAGGGGGACCCCCCACCCCUGACCAUGUGGAUGAAGGACGGCAGGACGAUCCACAGCGGUUGGACCAGGUUCCGUGUCCUGCAGCAGGGCCUGAAGAUCAAGGAGGUGGAGAGCGAGGACGCGGGUACUUACAUCUGCAAAGCCACCAAUGGCUUCGGCAGCGCCAACGUGAACUACACCCUGAUCGUGAUCGAUGACGCCAGCUCGGUAAAGGAGAGCCAAGCGCCAGAUGAUGAAGACCAAGCGGGCAAGCAGUGGGCCCGGCCCCGGUUCACGCAGCCUGCCAAAAUGCGUCGACGAGUCAUCGCGCGGCCGGUGGGGAGCUCGAUCCGCCUAAAGUGCGUGGCCAGCGGGAACCCUCGCCCCGACAUCACCUGGCUGAAGGACAGCCGGCCCCUGUCGCCGCCAGAGACCGGGGAGAACAGGAAGAAGAAGUGGACCCUGAACCUGAAGAACCUGAAGCCCGAGGACAGCGGGAAAUACACCUGCCGCGUCUCCAACAGGGUCGGGGAGAUCAACGCCACAUACAAAGUUGAAGUGAUCCGUCCUAGCCUGUUGGGGUACAGUAUACGCCUUGGAGAUGGCAUGCUUCGAAAUCGGUCGUCAUCAUCAAACGCAGCCGCGUCGUUUCCGAUCCCGUACUCUUAUGCAGAUCUCCAUAAUAAUAACGAGCGGACGCGGUCCAAGCCCGUACUCACGGGAACCCACCCGGUGAACACGACGGUGGAUUACGGCGGGACCACCUCGUUCCAGUGCAAGGUGCGCAGCGACGUGAAGCCCGUCAUCCAGUGGCUGAAGAGGGUGGAGUACGGCUCGGAGGGCAAGUACAACUCCACCAUCGACGUGGGCGGCCAGAAGUUCGUCGUCCUGCCCACUGGCGAAGUCUGGUCCCGCCCCGACGGCUCCUACCUCAACAAGCUGAUGAUCGCUCGGGCCCGUGAGGAAGACGCCGGCAUGUACAUCUGCCUCGGAGCCAACACCAUGGGCUACAGCUUCCGCAGUGCCUUCCUCACCGUGCUUCCCGACCUGAAGCUGCCCAGCCCCCCGGCGGCCCCGACCUCCGCCAGCAGCCUCCCGUGGCCCGUGGUCAUCGGCAUCCCCGCGGGGGCCGUUUUCAUCCUGGGCACCGUCUUGCUGUGGCUCUGCCAGACGAAGAAGAAGCCCUGCUCCUCGCCGCCCCCGGGCCCCGCUCACCGCCCCGCCCCCAGAGAGCGGGCCUGCGGGCCCCCCGACAAAGACUGCAUCUCCUCCAUCAACUACGACGAAUACGUGGUGGCGGGACAGCAGCAGCAGCAGCAGCAGCAGCAGCUCUUGGGCCAGGCCCCGGGCCCCAAGAUAUACUCCAAGCUGUACACGGACAUCCACACCCACUCCCACACCCACUCCCACGUGGAGGGGAAAGUGCACCAACACCAGCACAUCCACUAUCAGUGUUAGGUCCGACCGGCACCCACCUUCGGGGGGGUCCCCCCCGGGCCCCUCGGCCUCGGGCCCGGGUCCGCCGCCGGUCUCCGGGAGCGAGCCAGAGGUGGAAGGUGAAUGACCCGCUGAGCAGGAAGGAGAGUCUAGAUGCAGAGAUCUAUUUUUUUCUACAAACGCAGGUAGGGAUCCAGAGAUGGGACGAUGAAGGAAUCCCCCAGCCCGGGACCUGUCGGAAGGCCGGGAAUCCUGAAGCAGCGGGAAGGGAUUUCCUCUCUCUCCGCUCCUUGCUAGCCAACGUCAGGAUGGCGAGAGCGGUCCCGGAUUUAGCGGCAGAGGCAGAAAAAACCAACAACCAGCAAAACCGGGGUUGGCAAGUCCGCGGCUCGUGAGGCGACAAGAGAUGUCAGAGCCGUCGGGGUCGGAGGGAAGACCUCGCCGUCCGAUUCCGACGGAUGAGGUUCUCCGUGCGUCACUGGCGGGUCUCGCCCCGGCUCUGGCGAGGGGUCUGACCCCGUGAUCUGGCGCCGGAUCGCUUGGCCUCUCCCCUUCCCCCAAACCCCUCAGAAAGGUGAGGACUUCCCUACCCGGAGACCUCGGCCUCCUCACCCCGAAGCUUCUGGAACAAGGGUGGUGCAUCGGGUGGGGGGAGGGGGACGCUUUGUCUCCCCCCUCGCCCCCUGCGGUCCCUUGGGCCUACAGGCUGGCUCGGCCCCGCUCUCUCCCCGGUUUGCUCCCGGACCCUCUCCCCGGCUCCAAAAGAGAGACUCUCCUUCCUCCACCACGCUCCUGUCGAUGCCCCUAAGAAGGAAACCCCAUCCAGGACCCUUUCUAUUUAUAUUUAAGAAAAAGAGAUAAUAAUAAAUAUUAAUAAUAGCCCCGAGGAACUUAGGAAGGUCCGAACCGCAGCGCCCGUCCUGAUGGCAAACCACUGUGACGUCAUUGGAGGCCGACAGAGAAAUGGGACAGACGUCCCCUCUCCCCUCCAUCCCGCUAAACAAGGGUCCACGCCGAAACCCCCCAAGUGACUCCAGGGGACGAAGCUACUCCCCAGUCCCACAGGCUGCCGGGUCUCCGGGGAGCUGAUUCUGGGAUUUUCCAGCCAACCUAGAAAGGAAUUCAGUCCCACCUAGAAAACCUCUGGAAUUCUAUAGAGAGUUUAAACGGAAGCCGUGUAUAUUUAAUUUAUUUUGUUAAGCGAGGAGAAAAAAAGAAAUGUACGCUAUUUUCUUCCAAACAUUUUACAAAGAUUUUCGAUAGGAAAGAAAAGUUGGGUUUUUAUUUUCCCCAGAUUCUUAUAGCUGCCGAUGCGCCAAAGUGUAAACGAUGUAGCAUAUUCAGAACUUUAUUUAAUCCACUUGAAAGUCCUAUAUUUGUACGCAUCUGUAAUGAUUCCAACAGCAUAAGCAGUGCAGUGCUGAGGUAAGGUGUUGGUGUUUUGGUCAUAACCCCCUAUUUUCAGGGGUUUGUAGAUUGACCUGUUGAUUCCUUUGCCCUUCUCCUCCUCUUAGAAAACCUUCAACCCUUAUGAGCCAAUGUGACCUGAGAAAUUCCCUGGUUGUUUUUUCCCCAAACUCAACACUUAGUCUCAGGCGAUGUAACGAUCCCUUGGUAUAGAAAAGAAAUGUCCCACUCUGUAAGGAGAGAGGGAGGGGGUAGAAGAGGUGUAGGAUGGAUAGCAAUCCAUCCAUUCCAACCCACCCACUCCCCCCCCCCACCCCCAGCCCCAGGAGUUCUGUACCUUGGGUUAUACGUUCUGUCCUUCAGCGUCAGGAAGAAGAGAGGAGGAACCGGGCUUCCGAGAUCCCGACGGGUCUUCGGGAUCAUUCCAGUUUGCUGGAGAAAUCCCAGGCCUCCCAGAAUCUGUGGUCCUUAACACUGAUAAUUGUGGUAUUUGUGAAGCACUCACCGUGUGCCAAGCACCGUGCUAAGCACUGGGGUCGACACGUGGUAGU